Messenger RNA from Amorphotheca resinae ATCC 22711, 721 nucleotides. RefSeq lists its product as hypothetical. The transcript has 2 exons. Gene Ontology annotation, molecular function: protein binding. Lineage: Eukaryota; Fungi; Ascomycota; Leotiomycetes; Helotiales; Amorphothecaceae. The record is from RefSeq and is a predicted model, not a curated record. Bases 1 to 591 code for a protein of 196 amino acids.
AUGACAACCUAUUACGUCCCCUCCUAUUCUCUGAGAGAACAAUACCGAAUGGGUUCUCUAGCCAAGAAGCAUAGAUCAGGGCGGUCACAUCGGAAAUUCAAGCCAUUACCACCUGACGCAAUUCCCGACUAUCCCAGUAGACCAUAUAUCACCGAUCUCCCUCCCGAAAUCCAGCUCUCGAUCUUCGAGAAUCUUGAUCCCGUGGCAUCGACAUGUCUCGGUCUCUCAAGCAAGAAAUUAUACCCAGUCCACCGUUCCAAGCAUAAGAAAGUCAGUCUCUUUGAGAGCGGCCGAGAUCAUCAAGUCCCGCUCUGUCUGUAUCUCAAGAACUGGGCCCCGGCGGAUCUCAUGUUGGAUUGGGAAACAGAACGGCUGGUUAGUAGGGAGAAAUAUAAUGCGUUGCAGAAGGAUAGGGAGAGGAGGCAUCGGGAGGCAGAGGCUUAUAAUUCGGGACAUGCGUCGCAUCGGCAGUCUUCGAGGUAUUAUCAGCAGCAGCAUGAACCAUCGCAGCCAAGACUGAAAAGACGUCGCCGAUUUGAAAGACAUGAUAUCUGGACAUGUGGGAGAAGGCUUCGGUCUUGGGGUCUGUGAAUGCAAUGCUUCAGCCUCCAGGAGUAAGAUGGUGUUGGUAUAUAGGUACUGUGCUUUGCAUUGUUAGGUAGAAUUGGGUGACGACGGGUGACGUAUUCUUCAGCUUUAUUCAACUCGAUAACUAUACAGC